This is a messenger RNA of Knipowitschia caucasica, 366 nucleotides long. The record is from the annotation of a GenBank genome assembly. Lineage: Eukaryota; Metazoa; Chordata; Actinopteri; Gobiiformes; Gobiidae.
AUGACAGCGCUCAGAGUGCAGCUGCAGAGGAGCCUCCACAGGUGCUCGGAGCUCAGACGCUGCUCCAUCCUCCUGGCAGAGUGGUUAACCUCUGGAGGAGGUCACACCGUGGAGCUGGAGACCACGACCAAAGUCCAUCUGGCUCCAGUGCUGGAACAUCAACUCAGCAACUUCCAGACCUUCUGCGCCUCCUCCAAGCGCUCCGUGCUCCUCCUGGUCAGCAGAGACACUGGGGAUGAGGAGGAGGUGCAGGACCAGCUGGAGAUCUACUUCCAGAAGCCCAGUAACGGAGGAGGAGAGAUCGAGACCACAACAUACCUGAGCCCGGGGAGGAGCGAGCUGGCCCUGCUGAGUCCUGACCGCUAG